Messenger RNA from Neoarius graeffei (lesser salmon catfish), 6622 nucleotides. RefSeq names its product adhesion G protein-coupled receptor L3-like. Gene Ontology annotation, molecular function: carbohydrate binding; G protein-coupled receptor activity. The record is from RefSeq and is a predicted model, not a curated record. NCBI's taxonomy places the organism in Eukaryota, Metazoa, Chordata, Actinopteri, Siluriformes, Ariidae. The coding region runs from base 458 to 5134 and encodes 1558 amino acids. Gene Ontology annotation, biological process: adenylate cyclase-activating G protein-coupled receptor signaling pathway; brain development; synapse assembly. The transcript is spliced from 24 exons. Gene Ontology annotation, cellular component: axon; membrane; cell-cell junction.
UCCACUGAUGUGCGCGUGUUUCUACACAGCCGCGCGCGCACAGACACGAGUUCCGGUCCUGGAGCUGCUUUAAUCUCGCCGUGAUUUUUUUUCUCCCUUUUCCGCUGUUUUCCCGCGCAGGGCUCGCGCGGAGGAGGAAACCCGGGCACGCGGACCGAGCCGCGGCUUCUUCAGCCAGCCUGCGGGAGCGCGCGCGGAGCGGAGAGGAGAGGAGCGCGCGGGAUAUGCCAUGCGAUGCGGCCGCGCCGCCGGAGACACGGGGAUUGUAGGAAGUGGACUUUGGUUUCACCUUUGCUCUGAUUGUGCUUGGAAGUUUACACACCUGUAGCCCUGUCGAAGGAGAAACACAGGUGACACCGUAGUGGCCCACAGUCUUCCAUAACCAGUUCGACUCCACCAGCUGGAUCUCACACUUGUACUGGCCAACCGAUAGUCAAGAGCGAAAAGGGGUGGGGCCAUGUGGGUGCUGCGGAUGCUCCUAUUGGCCAGCCUGCUAGGCCCUGUGGCUCUGGCGUUUAGCCGUGCCCCAGUGCCCAUGGCCGUGGUGCGGAGAGAGCUGUCAUGUGAGAGUUACCCCAUCGAGCUGCGCUGCCCCGGCACCGACGUCAUCAUGAUCGAGAGCGCAAACUACGGACGCACAGACGACAAGAUCUGUGACGCUGACCCUGCGCAGAUGGAGAAUACGCGUUGCUACCUUCCAGACGCUUACAAGAUCAUGAGCCAGAGAUGUAAUAACAGGACGCAAUGUGCAGUCGUAGCUGGCCCCGAUGCAUUUCCGGACCCCUGCCCCGGAACCUACAAGUACUUGGAAGUUCAAUAUGAGUGUGUACCAUACAUCUUCCUGUGUCCAGGACUCCUGAGGGGUGUGUACCAAAGCGAGCACUUGUUUGAGUCUGAUCACCAGUCAGGCGCGUGGUGUAAGGACCCUCUGCAGGCCUCGGAGAAGAUCUACUAUAUGCCGUGGACGCCCUACCGCACAGACACCCUUACCGAGUACUCCACCAAGGAGGACUUUAUCGCGGGACGACCCACGACUACGUACAAACUUCCUCACCGGGUGGAUGGCACAGGCUUUGUCGUCUAUGAUGGCGCACUCUUCUUCAACAAGGAGCGCACGAGGAACAUUGUCAAGUUUGACCUGCGUACGCGCAUCAAGAGCGGCGAGGCUAUCAUAGCUGGUGCCAACUACCACGACACGUCACCCUAUCGCUGGGGUGGAAAGUCAGACCUGGACCUGGCUGUAGAUGAGAAUGGACUGUGGGUGAUCUACGCCACUGAGCAGAACAGUGGUCGCAUUGUGGUCAGCCAGCUGAACCCCUACACGUUGCGUGUGGAAGGUACUUGGGACACAGCCUAUGAUAAACGCUCAGCCUCCAACGCUUUCAUGAUCUGCGGUGUGCUGUAUGUGCUCCGGAGCGUCUACGAGGACGACGACAGCGAGGCCACAGGCAACAGGAUCGACUACAUCUACAACACGGAGCUUUCCAAAGACGGCUAUCUAGACAUCCCUUUCCCCAACUCGUACCAGUACAUCGCCGCCGUAGAUUACAACCCCAGGGACAACCUGCUUUAUGUCUGGAAUAACUACCAUGUGGUUAAAUACUCGCUGGAUUUCGGGGCACUUGACGCUCGGCCAGAGUCGUCCUCCUCAGUUCACAUCUUCAUGGACACCACCACCACCAGGACGACCACCCGCCCAUCUACAGUGUCCGCCUCGACCACUACAACCACCAGCUCUAGCACUACCAGAUCUCCGGCUCUGAGCGUGUUCACUCCGAGGGCACACACCACCACCGUUGAGCUCCGACCUCCAGGCGGCUCCGGGCCCCUUUCCAGCACACGCCCACCGCCUUCCUCCAUCCUGCCCAACAAUGCUGCAGAGUUCUGUAACCCAACUGUGGAGGCAGAGCUUACCUGGCCCAAAACUCGCCAGGGCCUCACCGCUACACAGCCGUGCCCCUUCGGAACAAUAGGCAAUGCCUCGUUUGUGUGUAUGGGUCCCGAAGGCCUGUGGGAUCUGCAAGGUCCUGAUCUCAGCAACUGCACUUCAGCUUGGGUCAACAUCAUUAGCCAGAAGAUCCGAACUGGAGACUCAGCGGCCAUCAUCUCACGUGAGCUAUCAGAGCAGACCAAGAACCGGAUCCACUCCGGGGACAUCACAUACACGGUGCGAGCUUUGGGCCAGCUGGUGGACCUGCUGGACAUCCAGCUACGCAAUCUCACUCCCGGGGGCAAAGACAGCGCCGCUCGCAGUCUCAAUAAGCUGCAGAAAAGGGAACGCUCCUGCCGCUUUUUUGUACAGGCCAUGGUGGAGACGGUGAAUAACCUACUGCAGCCUCAGGCACACUCAGCCUGGAGAGCGUUGUCAGCAGGAGAGCAGCUGCGUGCUGCCACCAUGCUGCUGGACACGGUGGAGCAAGGUGCCUUCGUGCUGGCUGACAAUCUGCUCAAGACCGACGUCGUCCAGGAGAACACUAACAACAUCCAGCUGGAGGUGGCUCGGAUGAGCACAGAUGGCAACCUCCCAGAUCUGAAGUUUCCUCAGACUGGAGACCAAAGCAACUCCAUCCACCUGUCUGCCAACACCCUUAAACAACAUGGCAGGAACGGUGAGAUCCGCAUGGCGUUUGUGCUUUAUAAGCACCUGGGCACAUACCUGUCCACCGAAAACGCCAGCAUGAAGUUCAGCAGCGAGGCUCUCAGCACCAACUACACCGUCAUCGUCAACUCGCCCAUCAUAACAGCUGCUAUCAACAAAGACAGCAAUAAAGUGUACCUGUCCGAGCCCGUCAUAUUCACAGUGCGCCACAUUCAGCAGUCGGAGGAGAACUUCAACCCAAACUGCUCGUUCUGGAGCUACUCCAAGCGCAGCAUGACGGGCUUCUGGUCUACGCAGGACUGCCGUCUCCUCGCUACCAACCGCACGCACACCACCUGCUCCUGCACGCACCUGACCAACUUUGCUGUUCUCAUGGCCCAUGUCGACGUAAAGAAUGCAGACCAGGUGCAUGACCUGUUGCUGAAUAUGAUUACGUGGGUGGGGAUCCUGCUGUCGCUCGUCUGCCUGCUCAUCUGCAUCUUCACCUUCUGCUUCUUCCGAGGCCUGCAGAGCGACCGCAACACCAUCCACAAGAACUUGUGCAUUUCGCUGUUCAUCGCCGAGACGCUCUUCCUGACAGGCAUCAACCGCACCGACCAGCCUAUCAUCUGCGCUGUGUUCGCCGCUCUGCUGCAUUUCUUCUUCCUGGCGGCGUUCACGUGGAUGUUUCUGGAAGGCGUGCAGCUCUACAUCAUGCUGGUGGAGGUGUUCGAGAGCGAGCACUCCCGCAAGCGCUACUUCUACCUGGCUGGUUACGGCAUCCCGGCUCUCGUCGUGGCCGUUUCUGCUGCCGUGGACUACAGGAGUUACGGCACAGAGAGAGUGUGCUGGUUGCGCCUGGACACAUACUUCAUCUGGAGUUUUAUUGGGCCUGCCACUCUAAUCAUUAUGCUGAACGUCAUCUUCCUGGGCAUCGCCUUGUACAAAAUGUUUCACCACACAGCCAUCUUGAAGCCCGACUCAGGCUGCCUGGACAACAUUAAAUCAUGGGUGAUUGGCGCGAUUGCUCUGCUGUGUUUGCUGGGUCUCACCUGGGCGUUCGGCCUCAUGUAUGUAAACGAGAACACAGUCAUAAUGGCCUACCUCUUCACCAUCUUCAACUCCCUGCAGGGCAUGUUCAUCUUCAUCUUCCACUGUGUGCUGCAGAAAAAGGUGCGUAAGGAGUAUGGCAAGUGUUUACGGACUCACUGCUACAGUGGGAAGAGCGUGGAUUCCUCAGUGGGUUCGAGCAAAAGCUCAGGCUCUCGUGCACCCGGUCGCUACUCCUCUAGCUCACAGGUCCACCACCAGCCUUGUAUGACAAACUGCUCACAGUUACAGUAUGAACAAAGUCGGAUUCGUCGGAUGUGGAACGAUACAGUGAGGAAGCAGUCGGAAUCAUCCUUCAUUACUGGAGACAUCAACAGCUCUGCCACCAUUAACAGAGGUGCUAUGGCCAAUCAUCUCAUCUCAAACGCUCUGCUGCGACCGCACGGCUCAAACAACCCCUAUAACACUUUAGUGGGUGACUCGACCGUGUAUAACAACCCCACUCUGAGCAUGUACAACACACAAGAGGGAAUCUUGAACAAUGCCCGGGAUACAAGUGCCAUGGAUACUCUACCACUGAAUGGUAACCAUGGCAACAGCUACGGCCUGGCGGGUGCUGAUUACCUGAGCGAGUGCGUGCAAAUGAUGGAGCGCAGCGGCUAUGGCGUCCCGCAUGCCACGCACCCGCACCCACACACCCCGCUGGAGAAACGCAUCCUCCAAGAGCUCACCUCGAACUACCUGCCCCCCUACCUGAACAAUCAUGAACGCAACAACCUGGUCAACAAGCUCGUCAACAACGUCAGCAACAUCAGCAACGUCACUCACGUGAGCAACAUUGCUAACAUGAGUAAUGUCAGUAACAUGAGCAACCUUGCAAACAUGAGCAACCUGGCUAAUGUGAGCAAUCUCAGUAACAUGAAUAAUAACGGAACUGUGGGUGGUGGGCGGGGCAAAGACGCCUCAGCUCCUCCUCUCAGCCUCACACUGGACCUUGACGACUCUCCAGCCUUCAUCCCUGAUGAGAGCCUGGGCCUUGAGUUGAUCCGUGACGAGUCCGACACCCCGUUGCUUCCCCAACAACGGCCUACCCUUCACACCCAACCUCGACCCUCUUUUGGCUCCACCUCCUCCUCGUCUCGACGCCGCCUCCCACAGGAAAACAGCGAUAGUUUUUUUCCACUCUUGACCGAAGAGCAGGGUGAUGAAACACCCUCGCCAAGGAGAGACUCAGCUACCCAAGAGCGGUCUGACAUGCACACAUUGCCACGCAGUGGAGGAGGAGGAGGAGGAGGAGGGGAGGAUCCACGGGAGCCCACAGAGAGUGAUGAUGUGUACUACAAGAGCAUGCCUAACCUAGGCUCGAAGAACCAUCUGCACCAGCUGCAUUCUUACUACCACCUAGGCCGAGGUAGCAGCGAUGGCUUUAUCGGUCCCGCCAACAAGGACGAAGCUCCACCCACUGAAACCCCACAAGAGCCUGCCCAGCUCGUCACUAGCCUAUAGAGGACCACAUGGCUUACACACACACACACACACACACACACAUGAUGUGGAGAUUCCCUCCUGUCAUUCCUCACAUCAUUUCCGUCGCUUUUCCGUACUGGUCAAUCGUCCGCAGUUGUAGACAUUUCUUUUAUGUGUUCUCAAAAAAAGAAAAAAAAGAACAAAACAAAGAAAAUAACUUUGGAGAUUUUUUUUUUUUGUAUUCUGACUGAGAAAUUCGAUUGGAGGAUUGUUGAUGUCUCGCCUCAGACAUGACCUGAUAUUUUUUGUUUUUUUGUUCUUCCCCCCCCCCUCCCAGAUUCUUUGUGUGCAGUUUUAUUUCCCACGGACAGCCAGAGACAACUGAGUCGAUAAUGGAUUCCUGUGUUCCUUAGUGGGAUAAGUGAGAAAGAAAAAGACUUCUCAAUGGAUUUACAAAAAAAAAAAACAAAAAAAAAAUGCAGACUGAAUGCAAACACUGAGGCAGUGCAUAGACUUGGUUCCGAACAAAUAAACCAGAUGGAGAAAACACUACAAAAGACUAUUUUAAUACACUUCUUUAACUGACAUGUGCUUUUUAAAUGUUUCUCCUUCCUGUGCGAUGAGUCCGAUACAGUCGUCCCAAUAAGUCGCGUGGAUAAAAUGUGCAUUUUUGAACUUUCUUGCAAAGGAUGACUUUGCCAUAUGGCACUUUGUUUUGUUUUGUUUCUUUCUUUUUUUUUGCGUAUUAAUAACAAAUAUUAAAAAGAGGAGGGGAAAGAACUAAUAUCACAGAGAAUUAAUUAUAAGAUAUUUCUAUGUAAAUGUACAGCUACUAGCAUUACAGUCUGCAGUCUGCUUUUUUCUGUUCUUCUGUAAGCGUGGUGAUUUAGAAUCAGUUCAGUUCUCUCCUGACGCUCUCGGUCCGGACGGCACUUCUGCUCUCACGCUCUGAUCCGCUCUUUGAUUUGUACAUUUCACUUUAGCAGAAAUCAAUGGAACAACAGAAAAAAAAAAUCCUAAUGGUCAUUUUAAGAAUGUAACCAGAAUUUUUUAUUUUUUAUUUUUUUGGCUCCCUCAGAACUUGAUAAAUUUUGUCUUUUUUUUUCCCCCCAUUGUGGAGAUAAAAGUGAUAGAGACACUAUGCCAUUUUGGGCCAGAGGUGCCAAUUUCCUUUGAGAUGAACGUGCUUGCCGAGGAAGAUCCCAAAAAGUGAAAGGUGAAACGGUGAAGGCUGAUUUCCGCAUUUAUAUGCAGCACUUGGGGCUUGUAUAAAACGAUGCCGGAUGUUUGACUUAUUAAAGCUCAAUAUUUGCAGUAAGAAGAUCAAGAACCUGUGUGUUUCAUUUCAGCUGGGUGAUAAAAGACUUAUUUAUUUCUUCCAAGACAACAGCGGUCUCAUCUGGAAAAUCUUAACCACCUUCCUUUUCGCAUAUAUGACCAUAUUUUAUUUAUUUUUUUGUUCAUUUUUUUUCUGUUUUAUAUUACCUUUUGAAUCAAAUUGAAGCAAACGACCUCCUGACUAAUAUU